This is a messenger RNA of Schistocerca americana (American grasshopper), 2463 nucleotides long. Its product is annotated as F-box/LRR-repeat protein fbxl-1-like. NCBI's taxonomy places the organism in Eukaryota, Metazoa, Arthropoda, Insecta, Orthoptera, Acrididae. The record is from RefSeq and is a predicted model, not a curated record. Bases 329 to 2059 code for a protein of 576 amino acids. Gene Ontology annotation, molecular function: protein binding. The transcript has 8 exons.
ACUAAGUUGACAGCUGCGAUUCAGCUGAAGGCCUGAUAAACUACGGGACACAGUGACGCAUACAUAAUACGCAAACACUUAACUCCUACGGAGUAAUAGGUGGCGUGUCGGAAGCUACGUUUGUGAUCAGAUUAGAUUACAUUCAAUUUUCAUUCCAUAGAUCCAAAAAUGAGAUGAUUCUCGUGGGUGUGGAACAAGUCAGUUUCUGCAUGCCAUUCUUGACAUUCAUCAGUACGGACAAUACUAACAAUGCCUGCAAGAAUCUCUGACUUCCUCAUCACCAGAAUUUUCAAACUGCAAGGCAUCUGAAGGCAGACAGGGCAGAAAAAUGGCUUCACAACCUGAGCAUAGUGGUGGUUGCCAUACGGCUAGUGAAGACGUCAAAGUGUGUCGGAGCAGUGCACCACCCGAACUGCCUCCUCCCAUUGCCAGUUCUGCUUCGCAAAAUGUUGGGCACACGCAUUCCCAUUCAGAUGUAUCAGAUACUAAUUUGAACACUCAGCAGUUGGAAAUUGCAGUUUCUGAUGCAGCUGAUGGCACAGUGCGUGACACCUGGUGUCCAAGCAUUGAUGACUUACCAGAUGAGAUUCUGAUAAAGAUCUUCUCUUACAUGUCUUUCAGUGAACUCGUAGAUGUAGUACAGAAAGUGUGCUCUCGUUGGAGAAGGCUGUCCCAAGAUUUGGAGUUGUGGGCUGACAAGGAGUACCAUAUCAGAGACUCGAGUGCGAUAGAUUCAGAUAGCUGUAAGGGUGGCACGACUGACCGGGAGGCAAUACAGACCUUCUGCGACACCCCGAACCUGCGAAUUGUGUGCAUGCGGCGUGGUGCCACGUCCCGUGUCUUCCGUGCUCUCUAUAACAAUUGCCAGAAGCUCUCGGAGCUGCAGAUGCACGUCACCCAGAAACUCAGCUACUCUGUGCUGAAGAAUUUGGUUGAGAAGUGCUCCAGAAUACACACGCUGAGAAUACCCAGUGAACUGCUGAAGUCGGAGAAAUUUUCGGAGGCAGUGUCUCAUCUGCAGCACCUCCGUGUGCUGAAUGUAGUCCUACGCUUCACAAAAAGCACUCCCGUACUGCGACCCUUGGGGGACGGGUGCCCGCAACUGGCCGAGGUCGACUUGAGAUCCACAGUUGUCGAUAUGGACGAUCUGAGGUGCUUUCUGAAUGCCAAGAGGAACACCCUUAAGUCCAUACGCAUAAAAUGGACAAUGGCUGGAAAAAAGUGUGUUCUACCAUUGCUGACAGUCUGUGCCGACAGCUUGGAAUGUCUGCAACUUUACGGUUACGACAUAGUCCGCGACGAUGCGAGGGAGGCUUUUACUGCCCUGGGACGUCUGAAGAACUUGAAGGUACUUAAGAUGGCGAUCAUCAAACCGGCACCACCCGGCACAGCCGCUCUGGCGUUUAUGGACGGUGGACUGCCAAAACUGAGGCUUCUGGACCUACGAGGAGGCUACGGUCUGGACGACGACACAGUAAUUGCCAUCAGCCGCGGGUGCCCCGCUUUGCGGGAACUCAUUGUCAGAGGUUGUCAUUUGCUAUCUGAUGCCGCCUUCUCUCAGAUCUACCAUCUGGAACAGCUUGAAAUACUGGACGUAUCACGCUGCAGAGGUCUCGACGGAGCCCUGGUCCCCUACCUCGCUGGGUUACCACGACUUCACACAUUGCUUAUGGAAAAUAUGGAUUUUCCAAAGUUGCAACCAGGUCUGAGCAGUAUCCUCGAAAUGUCCAGUUUGCGAUGCCUGAAACUCGACCAUUCCCUUGUUACUGGAGUGCCAUUUGAUAAGUUUCCAGGAAAGCUUUUCGGUCUCAGGGACCUAAGUAUUGCCUGGUGUCGAGGUGACCUUAAAGCUACAGAUGGGCUGGCCGAACGGAUGCCCAAUCUUGAAAUCCAUGGCAAAGCUGAAGUAGAGGAACCUACUAUAGGCACGGAGGAACACGAGAGUGGGGCAGCAGUAUGGAGAUUGACAAAGAUGGUGAUUGUGACAAUAGCAGUAACAUUGAUUGUGACAGUGAUAACAUUAUGUGGGAUGAAAGUGGUAAAUCUCUUAUCUUCCUAGAGGAUGUACAAAAGUGAUGUGAUAUUUAUAGGGAACUACGACUCUCAAUACUGGUAGCAUUUCAGUUGGAACUGUGUAACUGGACCAGAAUUUGAUACUCCCCAACUGUCAUUACUGGAACAUAUGUCAUAGUAGACUGCCGAAUGCUAUGAAACUAAAGCUAGUCAUGUAUUUCUGUAACAUUGUGAUUAUAUUGGCUUUUCUGUAAAGUCAUGUUAACAGUGGCAAAAACUGUUUUGAAGAAAGGUAAUUGUAAAUCAUUUAGGAAAUAUGUUGUUGCAGAUUAAAUCAUCUACAUUACUGUUGUGUGAGCUUCCACUGUAAUUACAAUGGAUUUGCCAUCUUCAAUUUUUAACCUUAUAAAUAAAAAAAAAACAUUUUUUUUAUUUUAAAAUCAGUGUAUU